This is a messenger RNA of Pocillopora meandrina, 5053 nucleotides long. The record is from the annotation of a GenBank genome assembly. Lineage: Eukaryota; Metazoa; Cnidaria; Anthozoa; Scleractinia; Pocilloporidae.
AUGGAAUGCAGGAAAAUCAUGUUCAUGAAGCAUCCUGGGGUCUAUUCUAUAACAAGAAUACCAUUAUUUUGUUUCUCAGGGAAUUCUUUCCAAUCACAGUAUCUUAAGGAAGGACACAUUUCUCCUUCAUUACGUUCGGAGUCUAUCAAACACAGACAUAGUCGAGGUGUAGAUGAUUUAGGUGGGGUAUUCUACAACACUCAUCGCGAUCCUGAAGAACCAAUUAGAGAGCCUGUAUCUGGGGCUGAUUUGGUCAAAGGGGGCACUAGAACACCUCAAGAUCAAGAACAUGGGUCAAGAUCAGAUCUCACUGGGUGGGGUUCUGGUGCUACUACAAAUACAGAGCCUAAAACACAAUCAGACAACAAAGAAUGGAGCUCUGGAGAUCUUGAGGGUACGGAACUCGAUUCUGAAAGAGACCCUGGAGCAAUACAAGAUAUAGGUCUUAAAGCAGAAACAGGUAACACAGAUUGGAGCUCUAAAGAAUGGGGCUUUGACGCAACUCAAGAUGAGGAGCCUGCAGCAGAAAACAGAGAAUGGAGCUCUGAAGAUCCUGAAGAUAUGGAACUCUAUUCUGGAUGGGGCUCAGUCGCAACUCAAGAUGACGAGCCUGAAGCAGAAAACAAAGAAUGGACCUCUGAGGAUCCUGAAGAUACGGAACUCUACUCUGGAUGGAGCUCAGUCGCAACUCAAGAUGAGGAGCCUAAGGCAGAAAACAGAGAGUGGAUUUAUGAAGUUCCUGAAUAUACGGAACUCCAUUCUGGAUGGGACCAAGUCGCAACUCAAGAUGACGAGCCUGCAGCAGAAAACAGAGAAUGGAGCUCUGAAGAUCCUGAAGAUAUGGAACUCUAUUCUGGAUGGGGCUCAGUCGCAACUCAAGAUGACGAGCCUGAAGCAGAAAACAAAGAAUGGACCUCUGAGGAUCCUGAAGAUACGGAACUCUACUCUAGAUGGAGCUCAGUCGCAACUCAAGAUGAGGAGCCUAAGGCAGAAAACAGAGAGUGGAUUUAUGAAGAUCCUGAAUAUACGGAACUCCAUUCUGGAUGGGACCAAGUCGCAACUCAAGAUGACGAGCCUGCAGCAGAAAAUAGAGAAUGGACCUCUGAGGAUCCUGAAGAUACGGAACUCUACUCUGGAUGGGGCUCAGUCGCAACUCAAGAUGAGGAGCGUAAGGCAGAAAACAGAGAAUGGAUUUAUGAAGAUCCUGAAUAUACGGAACUCCAUUCUGGAUGGGGCCCAGUCGCAACUCAAGAUGACGAGCCUGCAGCAGAAAACAGAGAAUGGACCUCUGAGGAUCCUGAAGAUACGGAACUCCACUCUGGAUUGGGCUCAGUCGCAACUAAAGAUGACGAGCCCGAAGCAGAAAACAGAGAAUGGAGCUCUGAAGAUCCUGAACAUAUGGAACUCCAUUCCGGAUGGGCCUCAGUCACAACUCAGGAUAUGGAGCCUGAAGCAGAAAAUAGAGAAUGGACCUCUGAGAAUCCUGAAGAUACGGAACUCCACUCUGGAUUGGGCUCAGUCGCAACUCAAGAUGACGAGCCUGCAGCAGAAAACAGAGAAUGGAUUUAUAAAAAUCCUGAAGAUACAGAACUCCUCUCUGGAUGGGGCUCAGUCGCAACUCAAGAUGACGAGCCUGAGGCAGAAAACAGAGAAUGGAGCAAUAAAGAUCCUGAAGAUAUGGAGCUUCAUUCUGGAUGGGGCUCAUUCACAGCUCAGGAUAUGGAGCCUGAAGCAGAAAACAGAGAAUGGACCUCUGAGGAUCCUGAAGAUACGGAACUCCACUCUGGAUUGGGCUCAGUCGCAACUCAAGAUGACGAGCCUGAAGCAAAAAACAGAGAAAGGACCUCUGAGGAUCCUGAAGAUACGGAACUCCAUUCUGGACGGGGCUCAGUCGUAACUCAAGAUGAGGAGCCUGACACAGAAAACAGAGAAUGGAUAUAUGAAGAUCCUGAAGAUACGGAACUCCAUUCUAGACGGGGCUCAGUCGUAACUCAAGAUGAGGAGCCUGAAGCAGAAAACAGAGAAUGGGGCUCUGAAGAUCCUGAAGAUAUGGAACUCCGUUCUGGCUGGAGCUCAGUCGCAACUCAGGAUAUGGAGCCUGAAACAAAAAACAGAGAAUGGAGCUCUGAAGAUCCUGAAGAUACGGGACUAUAUUCUAGAUGGGGCUUAGUCGCAACUCAGGAUAAGGAGCCUGAAGCAAAAACAGGUAAUAUAGAAUGGAGCUCUGAAAAUCUCAAAGACGUGGGACUUGAUUCUGAGACAAAGCUUGAUAAAAGGGAUACUGGAAAUCCUGAAGAUAAGGAACCGGAAUCCAGAACUGAGGAACAAAACCGGAGCUUUGGUACAGCUCAAAAUAUGGAAGAGGAACUGCAAAAGCAGGCAGAUUUACAAACCUCAGUGAGAUCUGAUAGGUCAUCGGUUGAUGAUCCGGCAUCAAAGUAUGCUAUUUUGCCUGAGGACAAGAUGCAUUUGAACCCGAAGCAGUUUUCCAUAAAAGGUCUAAAAGGAAAAUCAGCGCUCAGUUCAUCUGCAGACGGAGAUACCAUAUUCAUCAUACAAUUUCCAUCCCAAGGAAAAACAACUGCACCACUAAGGAAUGAGAAAAACGACGAAGUAAAAUCGCCUAAUGGUAAAGUCUUGAAUCUUAAUUCAGUUAUUCAGUUGAAUUCAGUCGACGAUGGUGAUGGCCACGCAAAAAUGAUGGAAGAGAAAAAGCCUGAGGAAAAAAGUUGGAUUUCAGUCGCUGAAGCUGUUGUUGGCUUUUCCGUCACAAUGAUUGUACUUUUUGUCGCCUUUCUCCUAUUUGCAUGGUAAGCUAUGUUUUUAUGUAAGUGUUACUGCGCUAACGUUUGGUAUUAGUAGGAUUUUGGCAGGCAUAUGUAAGAUGUUAGUUCUCAUCUGCCGAAUAACUCUCUCCGCUGGCCAUAGACAAAUUGUGAGAGACACAAUGGCUUAACCCUUUAACCCCUAGGAGUGACCAGCUUCCAAUUUUUCCUUACAUUGUCACCCGUGAAUCAAACAUUGAGGUCACGAGAAUGAAGGAAACUAUCAUCACCUUAUAAAGCUCUUGAUUUUUAAACAAAUUCUCCUUGUCAGCACUUCAGGAAAUGCACAGAGAACAGUAUGGAGAAUAUGCAUACUGAUGUUAGGGUGUAAAGGGUUAAUGGUGAGCAUGCAGGACUGCGAGAUAAGGAGGUCUGGAUUUAAGCCAUGGAUUGAUAGGUCAUUGAUCUGUUCUUGUUGUUGCCUCCGGAAUGUGAAGAUUGUCCAUCACCGCAUACCUUUUUGAACAAGAGGAAUUUGCAAAAUAAAGGCAAAUGAAGUCGUUUGUUACAAAGUCCUGCCGGACGGUCUAAACCUAAACACAUCAAUUUGAUUGUCAGCUCAAAAGUGAAAAGUAACAUCUUGUAAAUCUUGAUCUUCCUAUAAUCCCUUGUUUAGGACAUGAUUGAUGUCAAUCUUGAUGCUUAUCUCAUCUGGGCUUGUCACAACAGUCCUAAAAUGACCUUGCAAUCUGUUACCAUUAUUGUCAUUUAAGCUAAUUGACAUUACAAAUUAAACUCUUCAUAUCACUUUCUCUACAAAGGCCAGUACGAAAGUACUACGCACGUUUAUCCAAGCGCACUAGGAAUAACGACCGUUUUGAGCGAGGAGGACAAUAUCAGGAAGAUGCACUGACAAGUAUCAGAGUUGACAAGGGUCAUCCAUGGAAUCCUCCAGUUCAGCGGACAACCAACUACCCAGCACCAACAAGCUAUCAAGUGCCAGGACAAUAUGCGGAAGAUGCACUGACAAGUAUCAGAGUUGACAAGGGUCAUCUAUGGAAUCCUCCAGUUCAGCAGACAACCAACCACCCAGCACCAAUAAGCUAUCAAGUGCCAGGUAUUCACCAAGAUCAAUCGUCAUCGUUGAGUUCAUUUUUAGACCCAAAAUAAUUAUACAAUCCUGAGACUUAACAGAGUUAAUUUUUCUUCUAAAAAUUUUCGAAAUGUUGAUAAAGGAAAAUGAUAGAGUCGCACCAAUGUAACAAACCAGGUGGCAUGAAUGGGGAACUUUAUACCCAAAGCACCCCACUUAGCCUGAAAUGGGAAGGGAUUUGAAGUUUUAUAUCUAUAUUUCCAAAUGGGGGCUCAAAAGGGAAAGCUGGGAGCUUAAAUGAGAGCUUUGGGUUACGAAAUCAAUUUUUCGCCUUUUGCUGUCUCUCGCAGAAGGUACUAAGGUUCAGAGGGAAAGCAUGUCCGCCUAUAUCGCAUGGAGGACAUGGGCAGAUGUUGCCGCUGAUGACAAAAAGAGAGAUCGAAGAAAUGCAGAGAGGAGAAAGAUUAUCAAGAAACAGACUACCGGAAAAAAAGACUCCUUCGCGAACAGCAUAAAAGUUGCCAAAUUGAUCAUUGAUGCACAUACAAAGAACAAGAAAAAAGAGAAGAAGGCAUCUCAAAAGCGACGUAUUAUCAAGCACUGCACUUCUGAAGUUGACAACAGACGAAGAAUGUCCCUUACACAACAGCUUGAAACUGCUCGAUCGAUAAUUGCCCCUGAUACGAGUCAACAAGAGGGCCUGGAACGAUCAAAGAAUAAGAGCCGCUUGAUUAAGGAUCAGCUGGCUGGAAAAAGAAGGCCAUCAUUCUCAGAGGAAAUCGAAGUUGGCAAGAAGGUGAUUGUGGACAAUGAGAAGAGGUUUAGAGUACCACCAGCCGUUGCUCAGGAGGUAAGGACUUUUCAUUUUAUACAUAUUUCCCUUAUAGUAUAAAACACUGUCAGGCAGGUAAUUGCGCGCAACUUAGUUUACGUAUAUGUGAGCGUUACUAUAUAGAACAAAAAAAAAUAGUUUAUUUUAUCUGCAAGCCAAACAGACAAGCAAAUUAAAAGAAAAUGAAACCAAUUCACAAUCAGAGCUACAUUUGAUGUAAGAUCACUCUUUACUGUAUGUACUAACCGUUGUGAUAAUGCGUUUCCCGUUGUCAAACAGAUGCUUGGCGUGCAAGUGCCUCUUGCCAGAAAAAGGAGUUACACCUACUCCGAGAUUCUUGACGACCUGAUUAAAACAGAUGGA